AUGAAUAAGCGCCAGGACAAUGUACUGAUAAACAUCGGCGUAGACAAGUUUGCAAAAGAGCUGGAGGAAACAAGAAUUUCAAUUCCAUGUGCCACAGAUCCGUACAAGCUUAUCUCUCAGGUUUACUACAAUGUGGAGAACAACUGCGAGAUAGUAGUCGCCGGCGGCGCAUCAGAAAAGAGAAAAAAGAAACUCACCCGUGCACUGCAUGCGAGAAUAUACGAGUUUCUGCACCAAAAGUGUCUGACGUUCAGCCACAGCUACUACAAAAGCAUCGAGAAAGGCAGCAAAAAGAACAUUGCAAGGCGGGUCUUGCAAAAGAAAAGAGGGCAGCUAGUGCACAGAAUAGACCAAAACAACCAAGAGCUGGAAGAAGUCCCUCUCAUAUCUCUGGAGCUGGAUGGCUUUAUGAAGAUGCUUGCGGAUCUCCCAGAGAAGAAUACCCACUGCCCCAGGCCAUGCAGAGUCUCUGUAUAA
Nematocida major is the source of this 477-nucleotide messenger RNA. RefSeq lists its product as uncharacterized. The transcript has a single exon. The record is from RefSeq and is a predicted model, not a curated record. The coding region runs from base 1 to 477 and encodes 158 amino acids. Lineage: Eukaryota; Fungi; Microsporidia.